Fusarium redolens is the source of this 861-nucleotide messenger RNA. Its product is annotated as xylose isomerase-like protein. The transcript has a single exon. NCBI's taxonomy places the organism in Eukaryota, Fungi, Ascomycota, Sordariomycetes, Hypocreales, Nectriaceae. The record is from RefSeq and is a predicted model, not a curated record. Bases 1 to 861 code for a protein of 286 amino acids.
AUGCAUCUUGCAGCCCAUACUUGGAUGCGUAAUGAGCCUCUCGAAACCAGCCUUGCACGGCUUCAGAAGCUCGGAUACCAAGGUGUGGAGCUACCAGGCGAGCCCGAGCAGUAUCCGAUUCAAGAGACGCGACGUUUGUUAGAGCAAUAUGGCAUCAAAUGUUGGGGCACUGUGACCAUGCAGCGAGGCAGGAGGAAUCUGAUCGCUGCAGACAGUCAGCAGCGACUUGAGACUAUCGAAUAUAUGAAAGCUGUUGUGGAACUAUCGGCUGGCCUUGGGGGACAGAUUGUCACCGUUGUGCCUGGACAUUGCGAAACUACCUCCUCUCAAUCGAAGCCGGAAGACGAGUGGAAAUGGGCUGUUGAGGGCCUACGUGAGGUUGCAUCGUUUGCUAAGGCACGAGGCGUGAGAGUCGGGUUAGAGGCACUUAAUCGGUUUGAAACAUUCUUCCUCAACCGGGUUGAGCAAUCUCUUGCCCUAGCUGACGAGGUUGGGUAUGAUGUUGGCAUCAUAUUUGAUUCAUUCCACAUGGCAAUCGAGGAGCCAGAUCUCCUCACGGCAAUACGCGCCUGUCACUCUCGUAUAGUUGACUUUCAUGUCGCUGAUAACAAUCGAUUAGCCGCCGGCGAUGGGUCCUUCCACUGGAAGAGUAUCAUGCAGGCUUUGGUAGAAGCUGGGUACGAUGGGGGUCUGACCGUGGAAUGUUUCCCUCCGGUUGACCGAACGCCAGUUGGAGACUUUGGUUCGAGGCAGCUCGGAAACGAAGAUGAUCCUAACUCGGGCUUGCUUUCAGACAGCUACUAUACCGAGUUGCUGAGACGCUCGGCAAAGGCAUUAGCACCAUACGUACGAACCAACUAG